Trypanosoma theileri is the source of this 5436-nucleotide messenger RNA. RefSeq lists its product as uncharacterized. The record is from RefSeq and is a predicted model, not a curated record. The coding region runs from base 1 to 5436 and encodes 1811 amino acids. The transcript has a single exon. Lineage: Eukaryota; Euglenozoa; Kinetoplastea; Trypanosomatida; Trypanosomatidae.
AUGCCAAGAAACUAUGCAGUGAUACCCUCUCCAACUAAAGGAGUGAGUGCCAAGAGGCAACAACAACAACAACAACAACAACAGGGCGAAACUUCACCUCCUGUUGCCGAGUUAACUGUUAGUUGUGCCAUGACAGAAAUGCGGCAUUAUCACUCUCAGAGUAAACGUCCUGCACAGGAUGCCCAAACAUAUCUUCAGCACCGUGUGGAGGAAAUUGUCAGUCAAAUUAAGAGUUCAAGCAGUGCACAUCAUUUUCUUCGUCACGUAGUGGAGAUUGAUGAACUCUUGCGAUGUGAUGCUCCUAUGGGAUUUACUCCCACUAUGGUUCUUGCGGGAAUCCCAGAUAUUCUCUUUAUGCUUUCUAGAGCCGUUAUGCAGGGUUAUCUCCUGCAGCCCAUUGAAGAAAACAGCACAACAGCUCAGGCACUAACACCAAUUCGCCGAAGUCCCAUCGCAAUAAUAAAUCCUAAAGUAAAGACGACAGUUAUUCCACUUGCAGAACAACGUGGGGUGAAAACCAUUCAUCGUCCAGUUGCCUCUCGCGGAAAUAGUGUACGAUCUACCAAAGGGAUUAGUCUAACUGGAAGUAGUAGUAAUAGUAGCAGUGUGGGUGAUGUCGCUGCCUCUACAAAUGUCUUAUCAUUCUUACCACCACUUGUUCGUCUUCCGACGUCUCCACCGAAUUCCAAUAAUGUUUUGCCUGUUUCUGCAGCUGCAGCCACGGCAGCGGCGGCAAAGACGACAAAUGAGAAUGGACAACGACCAAAGUCAGUAAAGCAAAUACAAGAAAAUACAUCCACAAAGAAUUAUGUAGGCGAAAAGGCAACUAGUGUACGUAAACGAAAAGGUGGUAAUCCAUUAUCUAACGCUUUAUCUGAAACUGGAAUGGUUAUUUUACCUAAACAAGUACAAAGUCCUACAUCAACCUUACGUGAAUAUGAUGAAAGUAACUCCUUACAGUCUACUCCGGUCUUACGAGAUAUUCCUGCAGCCUUACAAGCACUUUUAUAUCACUGUGCUCUUCCUCUUGUUUGUUUAACACCUGAGGAUCACCGUCAACGUAGUGCGGCUGUACGUAUAUUAGCUACAGCGAUGGCUUCUAUGCUACAGGUGACUCCGGAAACCAUGUCUCAAGAAUGGCGUUCCUCUUCCUUAAAAGAGAGUAACAGUGAAGAUAACGGUAGUGAGAAAAAGAAUGGAGAAGAAAAGAGUAUUUCUAUAUCGCAAUCAAAGGAUGUGUCAUUUAAGAUUCGUCAUGCGGCACUUGUAUCUCUCCAUACACUUAUGACCCUUAUUGCCACAGAAGAAUUAACAGAAUUAAAUCAACACUUCUCACCACGUGAUCGAAAACGAUAUAAUGAAGCUAUAACUGAAGAAUAUACAGACCCUUCAAUGACAGGUAACACAAAUGGUAUUAUUGUAGAUCUACAAUUACGAAGACAACAAACGCAACAAAAACAACCUUCUCUUGUUGAAAAAGGAGAUGAAAUGUCUAUAUUAACCGUAUCACCUCAAUCGGAUAGCGCCUCUUCUGGAGAACGGGUAUUUCGUUUAACAGGUUUACGACAAAAAAAUUUACAGGUACCAACAAAUGUACAUGGUAACAAGAAUAAUACAGGACCGUUAAGUAUUUACAAUGAUGCUGUUGCAGUGGAUGUAUUAUCACCUCUUGUAGAUCGAUGGAAUGAACUCUUACAUCAUUGUGUACCACCAAAUGCCCUACUUGACUCUGGACGACAACUUUAUCGUCAUCCAGCAACCAUUGAUGCACCAAGUGUUUAUGAAAUGAAAGAAGGUGAAGAAGAAGCAAAGAUGUCAAUGGUAGUUGUAACAAAUGGUGGUAGCAGGAAGAGAGGUAUUUCCCCUAUAGAAUCUUUAGAUGGAUUGACCGUUAUUGCUCCACGAGUACGUAUGUCUGAAGAAGAUGCGAAAGAAAUUUAUUUACUGUUACGUGUUUGUUUACAUCUUUCUACAUAUAAGCAUCAUGCUCGGUAUCUUGUUGAAAUAGGUAAUGGUAAUGGUGAGACAUCUGUGGGUCUCGCUGUUCUGUUAUGUUUAACCAUUGCCAGAUGUACAGAAGGGGAUCAUUGUCUUCCACUUUGUGUGGAGUGUCUGUGGAAUCUGCUGGAAGUCGUUCCACAGGAAACAGUACAUUCUAUAUUGUAUCAUGUUGUGAACAGGGAUGAUGAUUGGGAGUCAGCCUCACUACUACAUCAGAAAGAAAGUACAGGUAAAAUGUUAGGAUCACUCUCUUUACUUUCAGCAACAGAGUCAUUAUUACAGGGAUUUGUACAAAUACUUCUCUCUGGACAUCGUGUUCGUCAACGAGAGAUACGUAAUGAUAUGGUGAUAUUACUGCAAAUGAUACUAAACAACAGUACGGCAACUAUUCAAGAACAAAUAAAAAACCUUAUGGAAUCAUCAGACGCAGAUAUUCCUUCUCCUUUACCACGAUCAACUGUUAAUGCUAUUAAUACGAUUGCGCUUACAGUAUUUGAUUUAGUUUGUGGUCCUGAGUUACGUAUGAUUGGUAGUACUGCAAAAAUGACACGUCGACCUGUAGAAGAAUUUGUACGUUAUCAUACAGUUAUAUCUCCAACCACACGGGUAGAAAAUAUGCAAUUUAAAUUACUUGCAUGGCGAUUAUUGGAAUCUUUCCACUCUUGGCAAGCUGCUCGUCUUGCUUUAAAGAAUCUUUCUCGACGUAGAAAACAACAAACAAAAUUAUCCUCAUCAGCUACCACUGUUACAAGUGAACAGAAUACCAAUAGUGCUGGUGGUGGUGGUCCAUCUAUUGAUGAUAGUGAUCAUCACAAUGAUGAUGAAGAUUUACUUUUUGAUGUUUGUCGUUGUGGAUUUAUUGAUGUCUUGUUAUUAUAUAUUGAUACCACAUGUGGGGAUGAACUCGUUCUGGCUUGGACACGGGAAGAACUACUUACACUUCAGGAAGAAGCCUGGCGUUUACUAUUAUCUUUAAUGGAAUCAGCCGCUUCUAUAAAAUAUUCUGCUUCUGCAGUUAAAUAUCAAUUAUGUGAUUCCCCGACAAAAAUGAAAGCCACCACAACUACAAUAACAAGUUCACAUAAUAGUGUUAGUAGUCUACCUAAUGCACAUAUGGAAUUUCUAAUCCCUGCGUCAUUAUCAAAUGCUGAUAAUGUUUUUGUUGCUGCUGAUGGUAUUGGAUGUGCCGUACGGUAUAUUCGACAGGCUACCACUGCUGAUGCUGAAAGAAUGGUUUCUCUUGCCGUUCGUGUUUUAUCUGUGAUUAGUCGAACGCCUGCGCAUUUGUGUAAAAUUCUUGCAAGUGAAGCAAUGAAUUCAAUAUCAAUAUCAAGUUAUGGUGAACCCACUCCAUUAUUAUUGAAUGUAGCUAUUCAUAUGGUUAAGAGUCAUUUGAAAAGGUCGUUGCAUAGAGAACCAAUACUAUCCAAGUUAGAAGGUACAACAACAACAACGACAACAAUGACUGGAACAGUAACAGGAAGAGGAGGAAAAGGAGAAAGUAACACCGGUAAAAUAGGAAUGCGUUUACGAAAAGAAAUAUUUCAAAAUACGAAUACUUCUUCCAAGCAUAGUAGUUCUUCUAGUCAUGUGGAAGAAGGUAAGAAAACGGUAGAAGAAAAACAACCCUACGAAAUAACAGCAAAGUCAUCAUCUUCAACAGAGAAAAACAAACGAUGGUAUACUCAAUUAAGGAAUGAUAAUAAUAUAGAAAAAUAUUCUCUCACAGUUCAUUCACAAGAUAUCAUUAAUCACUGUCUUUUAUUAAUGUAUAAUAUCGCUGAGGGAAAUUCUUCUACAGUUUCCUCAGUACAACAGGCUUUCCUUUCAAUGGGUGGGGUAUCACUUUUGUUAUUAUUAUUACGAAUUUCACUCUCACAAUUGGUAUCAUCCUUUGUAUCAUCUGUUUCUAAAGUAAAUGAAUGGGAUAAUGAACUUAUGUCUGCAGUACUCCACUGUGUACGGGCUUUUAUUCUUGGUAAUGUGGCAGCAGAAGAAGAAUUUGUUCAAGAAGAUGGUAUUCAUAUAUUUCUUUCUGUUGUUGAGUUUUUCGCAAAACUCUCUCAGAAUGAGGAUGAAACUAAACCAAUAGAGUACAAUAUUGAAGAAGAUUCUAAUCUUUCUCUUUUACUAUCUAUAUUGGCUGAUCUUCUUCGUGAAUGUCCUCAAGCACGAGAUGCAUUCUUACAAUGGAGUUCCUUAGAAUCACAAAAGAUACGAGAUUUGGACGAUGAUGGUUUUCUCAAUGCGACCCAGUUACUACUACGUCUAUGGAAGGAAGAACCUGUUACUGUACCAACAUGGACAGAGAUGUGCGCUAUUAGAGGAGAAGCAGAAUAUACACGUUAUGAUGUGCAGAACUUACAGGAAGUAAAAGAAGCCUUUGAGUUUGCAGAACAAGAACAACAAGAAGAAGUGGAAGGAGGUAAAGAAACAGUUGUAAAGAAUAAUACAGAUCCUUCUAUGAUCAGUAGUAAAUAUAAGUUGAACAAAACAGGAGAAAUACCUAUCCUUCGGGCUGAUUGGUGGGGUCUUCAACUUAUUGGUUUACAUGGACGUGAGACUAUUAUAAACGAAUUGCAAAAUCGUUUUAAUGAACUCCAAAGGAAUGAAUUAAUGACGGAAGGAUACCAUCUUUCACCGGAUUUAUUAAAACAAGAAGCACGGAAACGUCUUGCUGAAACUAUGUGUCAUGUAUUAGGAUUACAUGUAAAAAUUUAUGCUUGUUUUGCUGCUGUUGGUUUUGAUCGUCUUGCGGAUGUAAAGGCCACAGCACUCGAGCGUGUAAAACUUCUGCAUGUUGCCGCUCUUCCAUCUGUUUGCCGCGAUGAAGUGUGGGGCGCUAUUGCAGAAGCGGUAGAUCUACGCAGUCGUGCGUGGAUUGUACCCGCCACGGGGUCAAGUCCAGAUAAUAAAGGCGUGGAUUCCUCUAAAGAUGAUAGUGUCAAACGAUUUGCCGUUAUUCCCAUUCUCCCAGAUGCGGAUCAACUUGUAAAGGUGUUAUUAGAUGUAGAGGCCAGAGCCCAUGAGAUGCAGCAUCUUGUACGCGUCUGCACAGAUAUGCACACCGCCCAAGAAGACGAAGACACCCGUCGUUUUCUUCUUUCACGUCUACGACAAAGCACAGAUGAUCCUGCAGUGGCAACUCUUGUACAAGAGGCACGAAAAACGAAUGAACAAAAGACUUUUAGUGGUGGUAUUGCUAGAAGUGUUCUUGAACACGUUAUGGACCGCUUUCCACGUCAACAAGACCGUACGAGUUAUUCUGUCCCAUGCAUCUCUGCAAAUGAUAUUACGCUGAGUGAUAAUACUAUUCCAUUACAAAUGACAAUGCUGGAAAAGAAACGAAAGAGGGAUAUGAUGAUACGAAGCAGUAUUCGAGAUUAUAACCACAAAAGCGCAAACGUGGAGAUUUCCAAGAGUAAUACUAUGUAA